Cynoglossus semilaevis (tongue sole) is the source of this 16063-nucleotide messenger RNA. RefSeq names its product plectin a (gene pleca). Gene Ontology annotation, biological process: wound healing; intermediate filament cytoskeleton organization; hemidesmosome assembly. Gene Ontology annotation, cellular component: cytoplasm; perinuclear region of cytoplasm; focal adhesion. NCBI's taxonomy places the organism in Eukaryota, Metazoa, Chordata, Actinopteri, Pleuronectiformes, Cynoglossidae. Gene Ontology annotation, molecular function: structural constituent of muscle; ankyrin binding; cadherin binding. The coding region runs from base 450 to 14585 and encodes 4711 amino acids. The transcript is spliced from 38 exons. The record is from RefSeq and is a predicted model, not a curated record.
GUAUUUUCUUUAUUUAACAUAGUAUUUUUAUGACCUGAGCUCCUUUUACUGCUGAGAGGACACAGCUGCAGCUCUGUGUGUGUCAUUAAUACAACCACAGCUGCUGGGUGUUCAGCUAACGAUGGUUAAAGACAGGAGCUCCAGGUGUGUCUCUGUCCAUGUCAGGAUUCCUUCUGAAGACAGUCCUGGGGGAGUGGCUGACAGUUGGGCUGAGCAGCUCCGACUCCCAGCCACUCCUCCAAACUCUUUUCCUUUCACUCACACAUACACACUCACAUUAACAGACUUUUUCCUGGAUGCUGCCAGCACUCAGAGCUGACGUGGGCUGAGGUUUGAGACUGGAACAGUUGGUAACUAUCUGUGGUUGCUGCUGCUGCUGCUGCUGUGACUUUUCAGACAGGAUUCAAACCGGUGGCUGAGCUCUUUCAUGAGCUCUCUUGAAGACAGAAAUGUUCUACUGUUUGUUUCUGACCUGCAGCAUGGACGUCCUGGCUGCCUGGGCCGUCACCAACCCGGCCGUGGCUCGGGUCCUGUGGGUCCUGGUCCUGGUCCUGGCCACCCUCCUGCUCUGGCUGUUCUUCUUCUGCUGCUACAGCUGGAACCACAACUCCUCGUCUUCCUCUCUGGAGAAGUACCUGGCAGUGAUGGUGAAAGACUCCAAAUCUAAAUCUCCGACUCAGAGGAAGAAGAAGCUGAAGGAGAAGUCUGCCCCCUGUGGCCACUCACAGGAAGUGGUGGUGGUGCAGCAGCUCCAACAGUCUGUGACCUUCGCACCGGAGCCGCCACGUCAGGCGCUGAGGAAACGGAGGAGACGAGCUCAUAAAGACGAGAUGGAAAAUGUCACUGCAGAGAAGGUCAUGGAGGAGGUGAAGGACAGGCCCAAGAGGAGGCCUCUGGUCAGGGCUGCGUCAGAGGAGACCUCCACUGAUCUGAGCUCCAUCAGCAGCUCCCCACCCCGUGGAGACACCCUGCCCUGGAACCUGCCCAAGCACCAUCGCAUGAAGAGGUCCAAGUCGGCUUCUGGAGACGUGCUGGACCCGGCGGAGCGGGCCGUCAUUCGGAUCGCAGAUGAACGGGACAGAGUCCAGAAAAAGACGUUCACAAAAUGGGUCAACAAGCACUUGGUGAAGGCCCAGAGACACGUCACGGACCUGUACGAGGACCUGAGAGAUGGACACAACCUCAUCUCCCUGCUGGAGGUCCUCUCCGGGGAGACACUGCCUCGGGAGAAAGGCCGGAUGCGUUUCCAUAAGCUGCAGAACGUACAGAUCGCUCUGGACUUCCUCAAACACAGACAGGUGAAACUUGUCAACAUCAGGAACGAUGACAUCGCAGAUGGAAACCCUAAACUGACCCUGGGUCUGAUAUGGACCAUCAUCCUUCACUUCCAGAUCUCCGACAUCCAGGUGAACGGUCAGUCCGACGACAUGACGGCCAAAGAGAAGCUGCUGCUGUGGUCUCAGAGGAUGGUGGAGGGAUACCAGGGUCUGCGCUGCGACAACUUCACCACCAGCUGGAGGGAUGGAAAACUCUUCAGCGCCAUCAUCCACAAACACAGGCCCGCUCUCAUAGACAUGAACCAGGUUUACAGACAGAGUAACCAGGAGAACCUGGAGCAGGCCUUCAGCGUUGCUGAGAGAGAACUGGGAGUCACCAAACUGCUGGACCCUGAGGAUGUUGACGUUCCUCAUCCAGAUGAGAAAUCCAUCAUCACAUACGUCUCCUCUCUGUAUGAUGUCAUGCCCAGGGUGCCAGAUGUCCAGGAUGGUGUGAAAUACAAUGAGCUGGAGCUGCGCUGGCAUGAGUACUACGAGCUGGUCACUGUACUGCUGCAGUGGAUCAGACACCACAUCCUGGUCUUUGAAGAGAAGAAGUUCCCCAACAGCUACGAAGAGAUAGAGGUUUUGUGGCGUCAGUUCCUCAAGUUUAAGGAAACUGAGCUCCCAGCAAAAGAGGCGGACAAGAACCGCUCCAAGCACAUCUUUAAAUCUUUUGAGGGUGCAGUUCAGGCAGGUCAUGUCAAAGUGCCCCCAGGUUACCAUCCCUUUGACGUAGAGAAAGAAUGGGGUCGCCUCCAUGUGGCCAUCCUGGAGAGAGAGCGCCUCCUGAGGACAGAGUUUGAAAGGUUGGAGCGACUCCAGAGGAUCGUGAGUAAGGUCCAGAUGGAGUCAGGAGUUUGUGAGGAACAGCUGAACCAGGUGGAGACCCUGCUGCAGUCGGACGCCAGGAUGAUGAGCUCGGGGAAACCGGCUCAGCACGCAGCAGAGAUGGAGGCUGACCUGGAGAAAGCAGAAGGAAUGAUUCGCCUCCUCUUCAACGAUGUUCAGCUGCUCAAAGACGGACGCCAUCUCCAGGCUGAGCAGAUGUAUCGCAGAGUGUAUCGCCUCCAUGAGCGACUGGUGAACCUGCGCAGUGAGUACAACCUGCGCCUCAAGUCGGGCGUCACCAUCACCCAGGUCCCCAUGGCCCAGAUGCCAAUGACCCAGGUCCACGCCGCCCAGGUCCUCCAGCAGGCGCCAGUGAGGGUGAGGCCAGAACUGGAUGAAGUCACUCUCCGCUACACCCAAGACCUGCUGGGCUGGGUGGAGGAGAACCAGCGCAGGGUGGACGAAGGGGAGUGGGGCUCAGACCUGCCCACCGUGGAGUCCCUGCUGGGCAGCCACCGUGGGCUGCACCAGUGCGUGGAAGAGUUCAGGUCCAAGAUCGAGAGGGCGAAGGCUGAUGAGAGUCAAGUUUCUCCAGCCAGCAAAGCUGCCUACAGAGACUAUCUGGGAAAACUGGAGCUGCAGUACGGAAAACUGCUGACCUCCUCGAAGGCCCGUCUCCGUUACCUGGACCAGCUCCACGCCUUUGUUGUGGCAGCAACCAAGGAGCUGAUGUGGCUGAACGAGAAGGAGGAGGAGGAGGUGAACUACGACUGGAGCGACAAGAACACCAACAUGACGGCCAAGAAAGACAACUACUCGGGUUUGAUGAGGGAGUUGGAGCUCAGGGAGAAGAAGGUGAACGCUGUCCAGACCACAGGAGAUAAACUGCUGAGGGACGGACAUCCAGCCAGGAAGACCAUCGAGGCCUUCACUGCAGCUCUGCAGACUCAGUGGAGCUGGCUCCUGCAGCUGUGCUGCUGCAUUGAAACCCACCUGAAGGAGAACACAGCACAUUUCCAGUUUUUCACGGAUGUGAAGGAGGCGGAGGAGAAGCUGAAGAAGAUGCAGGACACCAUGAAGAGGAAGUACACGUGUGACCGCUCCAUCACCGUCACCAGGCUGGAAGACCUGCUGCAGGACGCUGCUGAUGAGAAGGAGCAGCUGGCUGAGUUUAAGACCAACCUCGAAGCUCUGAAGAGACGAGCAAAGACCGUCAUCCAGCUGAAGCCACGCAACCCUACCACCCCACUGAAGGGCAAAAUGCCCAUCCAGGCAGUUUGUGACUUCAAACAGAUGGAGAUCACUGUCCACAGAGGAGACGAAUGUGCUCUGCUCAACAACUCCAACCCCUUCAAGUGGCAGGUGCUGAACGACACCGGCAGCGAGGCUUCAGUCCCGUCCAUCUGCUUCCUGGUCCCACCCACCAAUAAGGACGCAGUGAACAGCGUUGCUGGACUGGAUGGAAACCUCCAGAAGCUGCAGCUGAUGUGGCAGACCAUGUUCGUGGACCUGAAGAGUCUGAUGUCCUGGCAGUACCUGAUGAGGGACAUCCACAUCAUCAAAACAUGGAACAUCUCCAUGUUCAAGACCCUCAGGGUGGAGGAGUACCGUCUGGCCCUCAGGAACCUGGAGCAGCACUACCAGGACUUCCUCAGGGACAGCCAGGACUCGCAGAUGUUCGGGGCCGAGGACCGUAUGCAGGUCGAGUCCAACUACAACAAGGCCAACCAGCACUACAACACCAUGGUGACGUCUGCAGAACAAGGCCAUGUUCCAGCCAGGACAGGAGAACAGGACGAGUCUGUGUGUAAGACCUACCUGACCCAGAUCAAGGACCUGCGUCUGAAGCUGGAGGGGUGUGAGAACCGGACCGUCACUCGUCUCCGUCAGCCGGUGGACAAGGAGCCUCUGAAGGCCUGCGCACUGAAGACAUCAGAACAGAAGAAAGUGCAGUCAGAGUUGGAGGGUCUGAAGAGAGACCUCACCUGUGUCAGUGAGAAGACGGAGGAGGUCCUGAUGUCCCCCCAACAGUCCAGCUCUGCCCCACUGCUGCGCUCAGAACUGGACCUGACUCUGAAGAAGAUGGAGCAGGUCUACGGCCUCUCCUCCGUCUACCUGGACAAGCUGAAGACCGUGGACGUGGUCAUCAGGAACACGGCGGACGCAGAGGAGACGCUGAAGAACUACGAGGCUCGGCUGCGUGACGUCAGCAAAGUUCCAUCUGAGCAGAAGGAGGUGGAGAAACACCGCAGUCAGAUGAAGUCGAUGCGCUCUGAGGCGGAGGCGGAUCAGGUGAUGUUCGACCGCCUGCAGGAUGACCUCAGGAAGGCCACCACCGUCCACGACAAGAUGACCAGGAUCCACAGCGAGCGUGACGCCGACCUGGAGCACUACCGUCAGCUGGUCAACGGCCUCCUGGAGCGCUGGCAGGCCGUGUUUGCUCAAAUAGAGCUCAGACUGCGGGAGCUGGACCUCCUGGGCCGACACAUGAACUCGUACCGCGACUCCUACGAGUGGCUGAUCCGCUGGCUGACGGAGGCCCGGCAGAGGCAGGAGAAGAUCCAGGCCGUGCCCAUCAGUGACAGCAGGGCCCUGAGGGAACAGUUGACAGACGAGAAGAAACUUUUAGGAGAGAUUGAGAAGAACAAGGACAAGAUCGACGACUGUCACAAAAAUGCCAAAGCUUACAUUGAUUCAGUCAAGGACUACGAGUUCCAGAUUCUGACGUACAAAGCUCUUCAGGAUCCAAUAGCAUCUCCUCUGAAGAAGCCAAAAAUGGAGUGUGCAUCUGAUGACAUCAUCCAGGAGUAUGUCAAUCUGAGAACCCGCUACAGUGAACUGAUGACUCUCACCAACCAGUACAUCAAAUUCAUCAUAGAUGCACAGCGCCGCCUGGAGGACGAUGAGAAAGCUUCUGAAAAACUAAAGGAAGAGGAGAGGAGGAAGAUGGCAGAGAUACAGGCGGAGUUGGACAAACAAAAGCAGAUGGCAGAAGCUCACGCUAAAUCUGUGGCUAAGGCAGAACAAGAGGCUCUGGAGCUGAAGAUGAAGAUGAAGGAAGAAGCCAGCAAGAGACAAGACGUCGCAGCGGACGCCGAGAAACAGAAGCAGAACAUUCAACAAGAGCUGCAGCACCUGAAGAGCCUCUCUGACCAGGAGAUCAAGUCCAAAAACCAGCAGCUGGAAGACGCGCUGGUGAGCCGCAGGAAGAUAGAGGAAGAAAUUCACAUCAUCAGGAUUCAGCUGGAGAAAACGACGGCACAUAAAGCAAAGUCCGAGGCAGAACUGCAGGAGCUCAGAGACAGAGCUGCUGAGGCCGAGAAGCUCAGGAAAGCUGCUCAGGACGAGGCAGAGAGGCUCCGCAAGCAGGUGGCUGAGGAAACUCAGAGGAAGAAGAACGCCGAAGAUGAGCUAAAGCGCAAGUCCGAUGCUGAGAAAGAGGCCGCUAAGCAAAAGCAGAGAGCACUGGACGACCUGCAGAAAUACAAAAUGCAAGCAGAGGAGGCAGAGAGACGCAUGAAACAAGCAGAGGAGGAGAAAAUCCGGCAGAUUAGAGUGGUGGAGGAGGUGGCUCAGAAGUCCGCAGCCACACAGCUGCAAACCAAAGCUAUGUCAUUCAGCGAACAGACAACAAAACUGGAGGAGUCGCUGAAGAAAGAACAAGGGAACGUCCUGAAGUUGCAAGAGGAGGCUGACAAACUGAAGAAGCAGCAGAAGGAAGCCAACACAGCCAGAGAGGAGGCGGAGCAGGAGCUUGAAAUAUGGAGGCAGAAAGCUAACGAGGCGCUCAGACUGAGGCUUCAGGCGGAGGAGGAAGCACAGAAGAAGAGCCACGCUCAGGAGGAGGCCGAGAAGCAGAAGCUGGAGGCAGAACGAGACGCCAAGAAAAGAGGGAAAGCUGAAGAAGCUGCUCUGAAACAGAAGGAGAACGCAGAGAAAGAGUUGGACAAACAGAGGAAGUUUGCAGAGCAGAUUGCUCAGCAAAAACUCUCUGCUGAACAGGAGUGCAUUCGCCUCAAAGCUGACUUUGAGCAUGCAGAACAACAGCGUGGCCUUCUGGACAAUGAGCUCCAGCGUCUGAAAAAUGAGGUGAACUCCACUGAGAAGCAGAGGAAGCAGCUGGAGGACGAGUUGAAUAAAGUGAGAAGUGAAAUGGAUUCUCUUCUGCAGAUGAAGAUUAACGCAGAAAAGGCUUCAAUGGUGAACACCGAAAAGAGCAAGCAGCUCCUGGAGUCUGAAGCUCUGAAGAUGAAACAGCUGGCUGACGAAGCUGCCAGAAUGAGAUCGGUUGCAGAAGAAGCGAAGAAGCAGAGGCAGAUCGCCGAAGAAGAAGCGGCGCGACAAAGAUCAGAGGCUGAGAAAAUACUCAAAGAAAAACUGGCCGCCAUCAACGAGGCAACGCGGCUGAAGACGGAGGCGGAGAUGGCACUGAAGGCUAAAGAGGCGGAAAAUGAGAGGCUGAAAAGACAAGCUGAGGAGGAGGCCUACCAGAGGAAGCUGCUGGAGGACCAGGCUGCUCAGCACAAACAGGACAUUGAGGAAAAGAUCACACAGCUGCAGACCUCCUCUGACUCUGAGCUUGGGAGACAGAAAAACAUAGUGGAGGAGACUUUGAAGCAGAAGAAGGUGGUUGAGGAGGAAAUUCACAUCAUCAAGAUCAACUUCCACAAGGCGUCCAAAGAGAAGGCAGACUUGGAGUCAGAGUUGAAGAAACUGAAGGGAAUCGCAGAUGAAACACAGAAGAGCAAACUCAAAGCUGAGGAAGAGGCGGAGAAACUCAAAAAGCUGGCUGCAGAGGAGGAGAGGAGGAGGAAGGAGGCAGAGGAGAAGGUGAAACGGAUCACCGCAGCAGAGGAGGAAGCAGCGAGACAGUGUAAAGCUGCUCAGGAGGAGGUUGAACGUCUGAAAAAGAAAGCAGAAGAUGCCAACAAACAGAAAGAAAAGGCCGAGAAGGAGGCAGAGAAGCAGGUGGUUCUAGCCAAGGAGGCGGCGCAGAAGUGCACGGCUGCUGAACAGAAGGCUCAAGAUGUCCUCAGCAAGAACAAAGAAGAUGUCCUGGCUCAGGAAAAACUGAGGGACGAGUUUGAAAAUGCCAAAAAACUCGCACAAGAAGCCGAGAAAGCCAAAGAGAAGGCAGAGAAAGAGGCCGCCCUGCUACGUCAGAAGGCAGAGGAGGCAGAGAAACAGAAAAAAGCAGCUGAGAACGAAGCCGCCAAACAGGCAAAGGCUCAGAACGACACAGAGAAACAGAGGAAAGAAGCAGAGGAGGAGGCCGCCAGGAGAGCAGCGGCUGAGGCCGCCGCUCUGAAGCAAAAGCAACAAGCUGACGCAGAAAUGAGCAAGCACAAAAAAGAAGCAGAACAAGCCCUCCAACAGAAAUCACAGGUGGAGAAGGAACUAACUGUUGUCAAACUGCAGCUGGACGAGACGGACAAGCAAAAAGUACUGCUGGACCAAGAGCUUCAGAGAGUCAAAGGUGAAGUGAAUGACGCCUUCAAACAAAAGUCUCAGGUGGAGGUGGAGCUGGCCAGGGUAAGGAUCCAAAUGGAGGAGCUGGUGAAACUGAAGCUGAAGAUUGAAGAGGAAAACCGCCGCCUCAUGCAGAAGGACAAGGACAGCACACAGAAGCUGCUCGCAGAGGAAGCCGAGAAGAUGAAGAGUUUGGCUGAAGAAGCUGGCAGAUUGAGCGUGGAGGCCGAGGAAACGGCCAGACAGAGGCAGAUCGCUGAGUCUAACUUGGCUGAACAGAGAGCGCUCGCAGAGAAAAUACUCAAGGAGAAAAUGCAGGCCAUCCAGGAAGCCACCAAACUAAAGGCCGAAGCAGAGAAGCUUCAGAAGCAGAAGGACCAGGCACAGGAAACGGCCAAAAGACUACAGGAAGACAAGCAGCAAAUCCAGCAACGUCUGGAUAAGGAGACGGAGGGAUUCCAAAAAUCACUGGAGGCUGAGAGAAAGAGACAACUGGAGGCUUCAGCCGAGGCAGAGAAACUGAAGCUGAGGGUGAAGGAGCUCAGCCUCGCUCAGACCAAAGCUGAAGACGAGGCCAAGAAGUUCAAGAAACAGGCCGACGAGGUAAAGGCUCAGCUUCAGAGGACAGAAAAGCACACCACAGAAAUUGUUGUGCAGAAGUUGGAGACGCAGAGGCUGCAGAGCACCAGAGAGGCCGACGACCUGAAGAGCGCCAUUGCUGAUCUAGAAGAGGAGAGAAAGAAGCUGAAGAAAGAGGCAGAGGAGCUCCAGAGGAAAUCUAAAGAGAUGGCAAAUGCCCAACAAGAGCAAAUUGAGCAACAAAAGGCGGAGCUCCAGCAGUCUUUCCUCACCGAAAAAGGACUACUGCUCAAAAGGGAAAAGGAAGUUGAGGGGGAGAAAAAGAGAUUCGAGAAGCAGCUGGAGGAUGAGAUGAAAAAGGCAAAGGCCCUGAAAGACGAACAGGAACGUCAGCGGAAGUUGAUGGAGGAGGAGAGGAAGAAGCUCCAGGCCAUAAUGGACGAAGCAGUGAGGAAACAAAAGGAGGCCGAGGAGGAGAUGAAGAAUAAGCAGAGAGAAAUGGACGUGCUCGACAAGAAAAGACUGGAGCAGGAGAAACAGUUGGCAGAAGAAAACAAGAAGCUGAGAGAGCAACUGCAGACGUUUGAAAUUUCAUCAAAAACUGUAUCACAGACAAAGGAAAGCCAAACUGUCUCAGUGGAGAAACUGGUGGCUGUGACAACAGUGGGGACAUCAAAGGGGGUUCUCAAUGGUUCUACUGAGGUAGAUGGGGUGAAGAAAGAAGGGGACUCACCUUUGUCGUUUGAAGGAAUCAGGGAAAAGGUUCCAGCUGAGAGGCUCCACGACAUCGGCGUCCUCAACAAGAAGGAUCUGGACAAGCUGAAAAAAGGAAAAGUAACAGUGCAUGAGCUUGGAAAAACAGAUAAAAUUAAAGCAUGUCUCAAAGGUCAGGGCAGCAUUGGUGGUCUCUUGACUCCUUCUAAAGAGAAAAUAAGUGUCUAUCAGGCCAUGACAGAGAACAAGAUUACUCCAAGCGCAGCUACGAUGCUUCUUGAAGCUCAGGCUGCUUCUGGUUUUAUUGUAGAUCCAGUAAAAAAUAAAUUCCUGUCUGUGGAUGAGGCUGUUAAAGACAAGGUGAUUGGACCUGAGCUCCACGACAGGUUGCUGUCAGCAGAGAGAGCAGCCACUGGCUUCAAAGACCCCUACACUGGAGCCAAAAUCUCUCUCUUUGAGGCCAUGAACAAGGGUUUAAUUGAGAAGGAGCAGGCAACCAAAUUCCUAGAUGUCCAGCUUGCAACAGGGGGCAUCAUCGACCCCGUCAACAGCCACAGAGUACCACUGCAGACUGCCUACUCCCAAGGUCAAUUUGAUGCAGACAUGAACAAAAAACUUACAGAUCCCAGUGACGACUGCAAAUUAUUCAUUGAUCCUAGUACUCACGAGCAACUGACCUACAAACAGCUGCUGGACAAAUGCACCAAAGAUCCCGACACAGGCCUGCUGAUACUGCCUGUCACUGAAAAAGCUGCUCAGAGUGAAAAGUACACAGAUGGAGAGGCCAGGGAUGUGUUGAGUAAGUCUAAACUGGACGUGCCUUUUGGAAAAUUCAAGGGAAAAACCAUCACCAUUUGGGAAGUCAUCAAUUCAGAAUACUUCAAUGAGGAGCAGAGGCGAGAGCUGAUCCGUCAGUACAAGACAGGCAAGAUCACUAUAGAGAAGAUCAUUAAAAUUGUCAUCACUGUAGUGGAAGACAAGGAGAAAAACAAUGAAACUACUUUCAAUGGUUUGAGAGCGACAGUCACUGCCAGUGAACUGUUAGAAACCAAGGUCAUCAACAAGGACUUGUUUAAUAAAUUGAGUAACGGUAAAAUAACGGCUAAAGAGAUCUCUGAGAUGGAGCCAGUCAAGAAGGCACUACAGGGAACGCCAAGCAUAGCUGGGAUACUCGAUGAACCAACAAAGGAGAAAAUGCCUUUCUAUCAAGCCAUGAAGAAAGAGUUUCUGUCGCCUGAGACUGCACUGAACUUUCUCGAAGCUCAGGCAGCAACUGGAUUUGUAAUCGAUCCAAUCAAAAAUGAGAGAGUCCCUGUUGACGAGGCCGUCAAAUCAGGUCUGGUCGGCCCAGAAAUACACGAACGGCUUCUGUCUGCAGAGAAGGCAGUCAGUGGUUACCACGACCCAUAUACAGGAAAGAAGGUAUCACUGUUUGAGGCACUGAAGUUAGGCCUCAUUAAAAAAGACCACGGUGUUCGUUUGCUUGAGGCACAGCUUUCAACUGGAGGAAUUGUUGACCCCGUUAAAAGCUACCGCAUCCCUCACGAAGUUGCCUGCAAACGUGGAUACUUUGAUGACAAAAUGUCAAAAACCCUGAACAAAAGCACUGAUGAAACUAAAGUAUUUUAUGACCCCAACUCACAAGAGGACGUGACCUAUGCUCAGCUCAUGAACAAAUGUAUCAUAGAUAAAGAAACAGGACUUCCUUUACUCCCACUCACAAAGAAGGCUACGAAGCCAAAGGAGGAAAAACAGAUCACAGAGGCAAAGACAAAAGAGGCUUUGGAUCAGACAACAAUGGAGCUGGACUGUGGGCCCUUCAAAGGAAGAAAGGUGACGAUCUGGGAGAUCAUAAACUCUGAGUACAUUACAGAGGAGCAGAGAAUCGAACUGAUUCGCCAGUACAGAAUGGGUUAUGUGACAAUUGAAAAGUUGAUAACAAUCGUAGUAACAAUGGUUGAUGAGUGGGAAGACAAAGCAGGGCGAGCCAUCUGCUUUGAAGGUCUCAGAGCUCCAGUGCCCCCUAGCUCGCUGCUUGAUUCAAACAUCAUUGACAAGGCUACAUUUGAUGAACUCCAAGAAGGUAAGAAGACACCAAAAGAAGUCAGUAAAACAGAUCAGGUCAAGAAGUACUUACAGGGCACGGAUCGCAUUGACGGCAUCACUAUGGAAGAUUCCAAUGAGAAUCUGAGCAUUUAUCAGGCUAUGAAAAGAAACAUUUUACAAUACAACACUGGUCUGGCACUGCUGGAGGCACAAGCAGCAACUGGUUUCAUAACUGAUCCAGUCAAAGAUAAAAAAUGUUCCGUAGAUGAUGCUGUCAAGGAAGGCAUAGUCGGCCCGGAGCUUCACGAGAAACUUCUCUCAGCUGAAAAAGCAAUCACAGGAUACAGAGAUCCAUAUACAGGCAACAAAAUAUCUCUAUUCCAAGCCAUGAAAAAAGAGCUGGUGCUAAGGGAGCAUGCUAUUCCUCUCCUGGAGGCACAAUUAGCCACAGGGGGCAUCAUAGAUCCAGCUAGCAGCCAUCGGGUUCCAACUGAUGUAGCCAUUCAACGUGGUUAUUUUAGCAAACAAAUGGCCAAGUCUUUUAAAGAACCUUCAGGUGACAUUAAAGGAUUCACCAAUCCCAACACCAAUGAAAGCGCCACCUACGGCCAACUGCUGGAGAAAUGUACAAGAGACCCUCACUCUGGUCUGUGCUAUCUCCCAAUGUUUACAGUUGAAGUCCCUGAACCUGCUGAGAAAUCAUUCCAGUGCACAGAGGAACAAGCACAAACAGAGCUGGCCAACACUCAGAUUGAGAUCCCACACAAGAGCUUUGCAGGAAAGAGUUUGACCGUUUGGGAAGUCAUGAACUCAAACAUGCUUCCAGAAAAGGAGAGACAGCGUCUCAUGGAACAGUACAGAUUGGGGCAAAUCACAAAGGAGAGGAUGCUAAUUAUCAUUAUCGAAAUCAUAGAACAAAGAGAGAUAAUCAGAGCAGAUCAGGGCAUGUCCUGUGAUGUCAUCAGAAGAAGAGUCACUAUUGAGGAGCUGUACAGUGCCCGAAUAAUCGACCUGCAGACGUACAACCUCCUGAAACAAGAGAAAAUGACAAUUCGUGAAGUCAUGGAAAUGGAAACAGUGAAGCAGUUCCUCUUUGGUACCGGGUCCAUUGCUGGAAUCAUGUCUGACAGUCCACCAAAGAUCAGCAUUUACCAGGCAAUGAAGAGCGGCAAGAUUAAACCUGAAGUAGGUUUAACUCUCCUGGAGGCUCAGGCUGCAACAGGUUUCAUGAUUGACCCAGUCAAAGAUGAGCUGCUAACAGUGGAUGAAGCUGUGCGGAAAGGACUGGUGGGACCAGAACUGCAUGACAAACUUCUCUCUGCUGAAAGAGCAGUUACAGGCUACAAGGAUCCAUACACCGGAAAGGUCAUUUCUCUCUUCCAGGCAAUGAAGAAAGACUUAGUUCCUGAGGCCUAUGCCCUAAGGCUUUUGGAGGCUCAGAACGCCACUGGUGGAUAUAUGGAUCCGGAAUAUUACUUCCGCUUACCUAUAGAUGUUGCUAUGCAGCGAGGAUACAUCAACAAAGAGACUCAUGAAAGAUUAUCUGAGCCUACAGGAGAUGUUAGAGAGUACACUGAUCCGACCACUGAUGAUAAACAGUUCUACGCUCAGCUUCUGAAAAGAUGCCGAGCCGAUAAGGCAAGUGGUUUGAAACUGCUGUCGUUGGCAGACAGACGACUUCUCUUUAAAGGUCUCCGGAAGCAAAUCACUGUGGAGGAGCUGCUCCGUUCACAAAUCAUCAAUCAGAAGACGUACAAUGAGCUCACUGAUGGUACCUUAUCAGUGGAGGAAGUCAGCAGAGAUGUAAAGAAGUACCUGGAGGGAUCCAGCUGCAUUGCUGGCGUCUAUGUUGAGUCUAGCAAAGAUCGUUUGUCUAUUUAUCAGGCAAUGAAGAAGAACAUGAUAAGACCAGGAACCGCUUUUGAACUCCUUGAAGCUCAAGCCGCCACAGGAUAUGUGAUCGAUCCCAUCAAGAACCUUAAACUUAAUGUCACAGAAGCUGUAAAAAUGGGGAUUGUCGGUACAGAGUUUAAAGAUAAACUUGUCUCAGCUGAAAGAGCAGUCACGGGGUACAAGGACCCGUAUUCUGGCAAGGUAAUCUCACUUUUUCAGGCCAUGAAAAAGGGGCUCAUCCUGAAAGAUCACGGUAUUCGUCUGCUGGAGGCUCAGAUCGCCACUGGUGGAAUCAUCGAUCCACAAGAGAGCCAUCGUUUGCCCGUGGAAACGGCGUAUGAGCGCGGUCUAUUUGAUGAGGAAAUGAAUGAAAUCCUAACUGACCCAUCAGAUGACACAAAAGGCUUUUUUGAUCCCAACACUGAGGAGAAUCUCACUUAUCUGCAGCUGAUGGAGCGCUGCAUGACAGACCCAGAGACCGGUCUGGCUCUCCUGCCAUUGAAAGAGAAGAAACGUGAGCGGAAAACAUCGUCCAAGUCUUCAGUUCGUAAACGUAGGGUUGUCAUUGUUGAUCCAGAGUCCGGCAAAGAAAUGUCCGUGUAUGAAGCGUAUCAGAAAGGCCUCAUUGACCACCAGACCUAUCUAGAACUUUCAGAACAAGAGUGUGAGUGGGAAGAAAUCACAAUCACCUCAUCUGAUGGAGUUGUGAAGUCCAUGAUUAUCGACAGGCGGUCAGGACGCCAAUACGAUAUUGAUGAUGCAAUCUCAAAGGGUCUGAUUGACAGGUCGGCAUUGGAUCAGUACAGAUCAGGAACCCUGUCCAUCACAGAGUUUGCCGACAUGCUGUCUGGAAACAUGAGUGGUAGCAGAUCACGCUCCUCCUCUUUUGGCUCCUCCUCCUCCUACUCCAUGAGUCCAGCACCUUCCAUACAAACACCAGCAACUACAUGGAAUGAUCCAACAGAGGAAACAGGCCCCAUCGCUGGGAUCUUAGACACAGACACUCUGGAAAAGGUGUCGGUCACUGAGGCCAUCCACAGAAACCUUGUGGACAAUAUCACCGGCCAGAGGUUGCUGGAAGCCCAGGCCUGCACCGGAGGUAUCAUUGACCCAAAUACUGGAGAGAAAUUCUCUGUUGUAGAUGCCAUGAACAAAGGGCUUGUGGAUAAAAUCAUGGUGGACCGCAUCAGUCUAGCCCAGAAGGCCUACAAUGGAUUUGAAGACCCCAGAACAAAAUCUAAAAUGUCGGCAGGCCAAGCUCUGAAGAAAGGCUGGCUUUACUAUGAGGCUGGACAACGGUUCCUGGAGGUCCAGUACCUCACAGGUGGUUUGAUUGAACCAGAUGCUACAAACAGAGUGGCGAUAGACGAGGCCGUGAAGAAAGGCACAUUGGAUGCACGCACUGCGCAGAAGUUACGAGAUGUUAGUGCUUACUCCAAAUACCUCACAUGUCCUAAAACCAAACUCAAGAUCUCUUACAAGGAUGCAAUGGAAAGGAGCAUGACAGAGGAAGGGACCGGUCUGAGGCUUCUGGAAGCAUCAUCUCAGUCGAGCAAAGGCCUCUACAGUCCCUAUAGCAUCAGUGGGUCAGGCUCAGCCUCUGGGUCACGUUCUGGUUCUAGAACAGGCUCUAGGUCUGGCUCCAGAAGAGGAAGUUUUGAUGCUACAGCAUCAAGUUUCACCACAACAUUCUCCUCCACUUCAUACGGUUCUCCAAGCUACAGUCGCCGAUACUGAUCCUGACACUUCAGUCUAAGGAUGCCCACCAGAGUCUGUGGAAAACACACUCAUUUAUUCUGCUCUGCAUGUGGUAGUUAUAAUGCUUUGAAUUAAUUUCAUUCAAGUUAUAUAUUUUUUUAUAUUUAAUGUUUUAACCAUUUUUAUCAGCCUCAGACGUUUUCAUAAACACCUGAGAGUAUAUACUAGUGGAUUAUCAUUUCUAUUUUCUCACUAUCAGUGUACAUGUUUCUUGUUCUUUUACACACGAUAAAAAACAAUUCAAAUCAGGUGUAUAAUUAAUUACAUUUUUCCUACACAUAUAACAUAUUUGGGAUAAAGAAAGUUAGGGUCCACUCUGCAGAGCAGAAUAAGGAAGUCUGUGUCCCAAAGAUGAAUUACACCAAGAAUAUCUGCUUUAAAAAAAGCCAAGCUUCAAGAUCUUUUCUCUCUCCUGGACUGCACUGCCUCAUAUAACCUCAUAUAUCGCAGUAUCUGAGCUUUCAAGCCAUUCACUACAGUCUGUCGCAAAAAUGUACAACCAAUAGUUAACUCCAAAAAAAGCAAGAACCCAGGUGUGAACAUGUAGCCCCUCUGAUGACCACUCCUCCAGCUCUGGACUGAAAACUCAGCCUCCAGACAAAUGUGCAAGUCUCUGCCUUGUUGGACACUAAAACAGGUUCAUGGAUCAUCAUCUCAUCUUCUCCUUCCCUCAGAAGUCUUCCAGAGACCUAUAACACUGGUUUACUACAGACAGUGACAGGAACUGAUCUGACGUUCUGUAAAGUUCUGAACCAAGUGGACCAUCGUUACACUUGCAUUAACCUUAAACUGAAAUCAAUGCUUUGUAAGUGCCUGCGGAACACUGUCGAACACUUUAUCAGGUUGUUGAAUACCAAUGAGUCGGAGCAGUGUUUUCACUGUCGGUCGGAUUUAUGCAUGACUGAAGGAGCGACGCUACUCAUAUAACUGUACCUUAACUGUUAUUAUCAGGUAUAAACACUUUAAUCUCUAACACUUUUGUUUCAGAGUGUAGUCACACAGGGCUAUAGUAUCUUCAUUUCCUUCUGUCUCAACACCUCAUAUAUGUACUGUAUAUUUAGGCCGUGUCUUGAAAAGCCAUGAUUUGUCAUUUCUUCGGAGAAAGAUCUUAAAGCUUUGCCACCAAACCCAGUAUUUUGUAUUACUUUCCACCACACGUACACAUCCGUUACAUACAGUUAUUUUCGAUUUGAAUUGUAAAACUACAGUAUAUCUGAAUGUUUAUUUUCCUACUAUGCUUUGCAUGAUUUACUAACACUAAAAAAAAGGUGCAGAGCUGAAAUAGUUGUAUUCAUUUAAAGAGCUUAUUUUUGUUUUGUUUUUAAAGGUUUGAAGGAUGUAUUUUAAUGAGGGUUGUCAAGCCUUGUUUAAAAAUGGUGUAUUUAUAAUAAAAUGGUGACAAGGACAAUUUUACUGGAACACCUGACGCUGUGUAAAUAAAGAUUGAAAUGAUUUCC